Girardinichthys multiradiatus is the source of this 1611-nucleotide messenger RNA. RefSeq lists its product as uncharacterized. The record is from RefSeq and is a predicted model, not a curated record. Lineage: Eukaryota; Metazoa; Chordata; Actinopteri; Cyprinodontiformes; Goodeidae. The coding region runs from base 461 to 1120 and encodes 219 amino acids. The transcript has 2 exons.
AGCAGUUGUCCAAAGGAAAGUGGCCCUUUUUCCACUGGUUCCUACUCAGCGUGGUUCGGUACAGCUCUACUAGCUUUUUAGGCUGUCAGUCACUUAUUGGGUAAAGGGCAGUGUCACUAGUCACAGUAUACAUAUAACAAAUAAUUUCUUCAGCUGUAGAGAUGUUGUACACUGGGCUUAUUGUGUAUAUAAACACUAUAGCAAACUAGGAUUAGGUAGCAUUAGCUUGCCCUCACUUUUCUAUCUUUAAGUACCACAGAAGGAGUAGCUGCACUAAAUGUAGCUCGUACUGAAGAGGAAAUAAUUUCAGAACAGAACACUCUGGCCAACAAGACCCAGCAGAAGCACUCCGAAGAACCUUAUCUGAACACGCUAACAGAUCCAUCUUCAUGACUCCUCUCUUCGCUCCCUUUCAGAACAACAGCUCCCAACAAAUCAACAGUUAGAACAGAUUGCCUCCAUGCUUCAGCAAACCUUGAGUUCUCAGUCCUCCGCACAUGUAGAUGGCGCUGCAGCACCACCGUCAUCUCAACAGCUUACUCAUUCCCGUGAUGUCACCUCACCUAAGCCAGAAACAUUUUCUGGCAAGGACAUUGAGGAGCAUCGCAGACACGUCCACCAGGUACUUCAGCGUCUCUUGGAGAACCGCCUGUUUGUGAAAGCCAAAAAGUGUGAGUUUCACCAGCCUUCCAUCACAUUUUUGGGCUACAUCCUCGAGUGUGGACAGGUACGUUCUGACCCAGAGAAAAUCAAGGUUGUCCUGGAAUGGCCUGUGCCAGAAUCCCGCAAAACACUUCAGCAUUUUCUCGGAUUUGCAAACUUUUACAGAUGGUUCAUCAAGGAUUACGGUUUGAUAGCUGCACCCCUUACCGCAUUAACAUCUUCCAAAGUCACAUUCUCCUGGUCGUCUGAAGCUGAAGCAGUUUUUCAAGAUUUAAAGAAGAAGUUCUCUCAAGCCCCCAUCUUAGUUCACCCCGAUCCUUCUAAACAGUUUAUCAUGGAAGUCGAUGCUUCAGACACCGGGGUUGGGGCUGUCUUUUCUCAGAACUCUGAGAGUGGGAGCCUUCAACCUUGUGCCUUUUUUUUCCGGCAGGUUCAACAACACCGAGAGAAACUAUGAUGUGGCCGACAGAGAAUUACUGGCCAUAAAACUAGCCCUUGAGGAAUGGCGCCACUGGCUCGAGGGGGCCGAGCAUCCCAUUCAAGUCUGGACUGAUCAUUAGAACUUGGCUUAUCUUCAAUCAGCCAAAAGACUCAAUCCACGCCAGUCUCGGUGGUCUUUAUUAUUUUCUCGUUUUGAUUUGUGUAUUUCUUUCAGACCUGGACCCAAGAACACUAAGUCUGAUUCCCUCUCCAGACAGUUUGCCUGUGAUGAUUCGGUGAAGAAACCAGCUCCCAUUCUACCGCCCACUUGGACAGUAGGGGCACUCAGGUGGGAGAUAGGACAUUAUUAACAGGGGCCAACAACUAGAAUCUGACCCUGGCACAGGACCACCAAACCGCAUCUAUGUCCCGUCUCAUGUACGCACUAAAUUUAUUGAUUGGCUUCACACAGCUAAGUUUUCGGCUCAUCUAGGAGUGAGCAGAACCAUAGCAUUGGUUCAGAGAAGG